Molecule: messenger RNA, 645 nt
Organism: Penicillium cosmopolitanum
Lineage: Eukaryota; Fungi; Ascomycota; Eurotiomycetes; Eurotiales; Aspergillaceae
Exons: 1
Coding region: 1-645 (214 amino acids)
Source: RefSeq, a predicted model, not a curated record
AUGUGCGGUCGUGGCCCUGAUCUACUGGUCGUGCUGCGCGCCGACACAGGCGAGGAAGUGGCUAGGACGGAGCUGGAUAGCGUUGGAGAGGGAGCCGAGCUCGCCCUACAUCCCGACGGGCAGCAUAUCCUGCUAGAUGUAGGCGAGGGCCAGGACGGUGUGAAAUUAUACCGAGCAGCAUUCACUGGCGAUGACAUCGACUUACACUCUUAUGGGUGGAACGAUCGCUGCUUGAUCGACCUGGCGCCCGAUGGCCAGUGGUUCAUGACGGUCGACCAGGGCCGGUAUGAUGUCACCUUUCAUGUCUUUCCAAGUGGCAAGGUGGUACUGCAGGUACCAGUCGAAACAUUUGGCUAUGAGUAUUUUGGGGAUGAUGAAGCAGGCAUGGAGUGGAACGGCGGCUUCCUCAAUGCCGACAACGCGGUCGUCACGAUCGCGGGUGAGAAGGACGACAAAGAGUGGCACCGCCACUACAUCAUCGACCUACGCACAGGUACACCGCGCGGGCGCUUCGAGGCAUACUCUCGUGAUAAAUAUGACUUCGAGCCCCUAGGGGACGGCACCUGGAUUGUCUCAGGCCCUGACAGCGGCGCCGUCCGUCGCCGGUUGCCCACGGCGGACCAAGUUGAAGCAACCGAGCAGUGA